AUGUUCUCCCUCCGGACCGUCCUCCGCGCCCCCGGUGCCCUCCGCCAAAUCCUCCCCUCCGUCGCCCGCAGAUCAUUCUCCGGAGUCGCUUCUGUCCGCCCUCUUUCACACAUGAUCCAGAAUGGCCUCACUAGGCUGCGGGCUCAAUCAGAAAACAGCACUGCUGUCACCGCCGCCAUUGGCGCGUCCCGGCAGCUUGGACAGGUCCGGGGAAUGAAGACUCGGUCUUCGGUGAAGCGCCUUUGUGAUGGCUGCAAGCCCGUGCGCCGCAAGAACCGCGUCUUUAUCAUCUGCUCGAAAAACGCCAAGCACAAGCAGCGACAAGGCAAAUAG
Penicillium verhagenii is the source of this 333-nucleotide messenger RNA. Its product is annotated as 50S ribosomal protein L36. Gene Ontology annotation, biological process: translation. The transcript has 3 exons. Gene Ontology annotation, molecular function: structural constituent of ribosome. The coding region runs from base 1 to 333 and encodes 110 amino acids. The record is from RefSeq and is a predicted model, not a curated record. Lineage: Eukaryota; Fungi; Ascomycota; Eurotiomycetes; Eurotiales; Aspergillaceae. Gene Ontology annotation, cellular component: ribosome.